GUCCACAACCACUAUAAUAAAAAUGUCUUCGAUUGCUUCUUUCACAGCUCGUCGGGCUUUCGCUGCCCGUCCAGCUCUUAUUUCUCGCACCCCCGUCCGCCGAUUCGCCAGUUCCGCGAAAGAGGAAGCUAACCUCGACAAAGCUGGCAAGCGUGACCCCGAGCUUUACGUUCUUCUCGGUGUCAUGUCCGGUGCUUUCAUGCUCGCUGGAUGGUUCUUCGGUCGCAAGCCCACCUCAGUAACCUCCGAGAGCAACGUCCGCAUCGGCGAAUCCGCCAUGCCCUGGGAGGGUGAGAGCGAUGGCAAGGUAUUCAAAUACCAGUACCACCCUCACGGCGACAAGAGCCAGCCUCUCCGCAACGCUCCUAGUGCCCUUAACACCGUCAUUGUCCCCAACGUGACUUUGCCCGCGGAUCUCCACGAGAAAUUCAACAAGUACGGCAAGGAGGAAUAUGACUACUAAAUCUCUCUCCUUUUUUUGUGAUUGCGGAAACUGGACAAUGAUUUCAUCAUCGACCGGAUUCAUGUUCCGAUUGAUUCCAUCCUCUCUCUUAUAGAAUCCCCCGAGUUUUACGAUAAAGGAGUCAUUAUACCUUGCUUGUACUCUAGAAGACAACGAUGACCCUCUCAAGAAAUCAGUCAUCUUCCACUAGAUAGAAAAAGAGAAAAAAACAGCAUCACCCAGACAGAGACUUAUUUGUUUGUUCUUUGUAUAGCUUUGAGCAAUCUGUGUCUUCGAAUUUGAAUAUUAUUUCUUUUGUCCGCUGCAC
Molecule: messenger RNA, 770 nt
Organism: Talaromyces stipitatus ATCC 10500
Lineage: Eukaryota; Fungi; Ascomycota; Eurotiomycetes; Eurotiales; Trichocomaceae
Exons: 4
Coding region: 23-463 (146 amino acids)
Source: RefSeq, a predicted model, not a curated record